CUCCCUCUUUCACACGCGCACACACGCGUUUUUAUCCCCUGAUUAUAUAUAGUUGGUGGUUUUGCUUUUCUUAAAAUGACAGAAGACUAUCUUACAAGUGUUAUUCACUAAUUUUGAACGUAAUUCAGAGAAGAAGAGCUCGAUAAAGGGACCGAGUUGAGGCACAGAUAUAUAUAGAUAUACUAUAUAUAUUUAUAGACAGUGUAUUGAUUGGGAUUCUGGAAUAGAAUUUGAAUGGCUGGAGGAGGGGCAGAAGAGGGGGCAUCGUUGGAGUACACUCCGACAUGGAUUGUGGCCGCCGUCUGCACCGUCAUCGUCGGAAUUUCCCUCGCCGUCGAACGCCUCCUCCACUACGCCGGAAAGUAUCUGAAGAGCAAGAACCAGAAGCCCCUCUACGAAGCUUUACAGAAAGUUAAGGAAGAGUUGAUGCUUUUAGGGUUUAUAUCGCUGCUUCUGACGGUAUUUCAAAGUAGUAUUGUCAAGAUUUGUGUGAAUGAAGAUAUAACAAAACAUCUCCUUCCUUGCGAGUACCCAUCGGAAGAAGCCGAAUCCAAUGCAACGUCAACAACUUCCCAUUUGGGACGUCUGCUUGCUGAAGAAUCAGGGACCGUUGGUUACUGUACCGCAAAGAACAAGCACCCAUUGAUAUCUGUCGAAGCAUUGCAUCAUCUACAUAUCUUUAUCUUCGUACUAGCAAUUGUACAUGUGACAUUUUGUGUUGUCACUGUUUUAUUUGGAGGGGCAAAGAUACGUGAAUGGAAACAUUGGGAGGACACCAUUGCAAAAGAGAAUUAUGAUACAGACAAACUUUUGAAAAGCCGGAAGGUCACCCAUGUCCAUCAACACGCCUUCAUUCAGGAUCACUUUCUGGGUAUUGGUAAAGAUUCAGCCAUUUUGGGUUGGGUGCAAGCCUUUUUCAAGCAAUUUUAUGGAUCGGUCACCAAAUCAGAUUACGUGACACUUCGACUUGGUUUCAUUAUGACACAUUGCAGGGGAAGUCCAAGGUUUAAUUUUCACAAGUAUAUGAUACGUGCCCUUGAAGAUGAUUUUAGGGAAGUCGUUGGUAUAAGUUGGUAUCUGUGGAUAUUUGUGGUUGUCUUCCUGUUGCUGAAUAUUAAUGGUUGGCAUACUUACUUUUGGAUAGCUUUUAUUCCUUUCAUUCUUCUUCUUGCUGUGGGCACUAAAUUGGAGCAUGUAAUUACCCAGUUGGCUCAUGAGGUUGCUGAGAAACAUGUAGCAAUAGAAGGAGAAUUGGUAGUUAAACCUUCAGAUGAUCACUUUUGGUUCCAUCGGCCUGGUUUUGUCCUGUUCUUGAUACAUUUUAUACUCUUCCAAAAUGCUUUUGAGAUAGCAUUUUUCUUUUGGAUAUGGGUUCAAUAUGGUUUCGAUUCCUGCAUUAUGGGACAAGUACGUUAUAUUGUUCCGAGGCUCAUUAUUGGGGUAUUUAUUCAGGUGGUCUGCAGUUAUAGCACACUGCCACUCUAUGCCAUUGUGGCACAGAUGGGAAGUUCCUUCAAGAAGGCAAUAUUUGAAGACCAUGUGCAAGUGGGUCUUGUUGGUUGGGCUCAGAAGGUGAAGAAGAAGACGGCGUUGAAGGCAGCAAGUGAAGCCUCUGGCCAAGGGGGUUCGACCACCAACGAUGGUUCUUCUAGUCUGGGAAUUCAGAUGGGGAAACUUGCGCGCAGGGAAGCUACAACUACACCGGACGAGAUUCAUCCCACAACUGGUUCUUAAGGACUUGAAUGAGCAGAGUAUAUAUCCAUCUUAGGAAGUGUCAAUAGGUUCAGGCUUUUCUCCUACUGUUUAAUAAUAUAUAUUGCUGUGGUUGAUUUUGUUAAACAAUUUUUAGGAGUACUGAUGAUAUUUGUCUGUUUGUAAGAUAUGUUUCAAACUGACAUGUAUAAUCCACCUUGUGGAUUUAAAAACAAGGUUUUGUUUAAGGUAUCUAGAACAUUAAACUAGUCCAACCAUUCACGUAAA
Messenger RNA from Cornus florida, 1980 nucleotides. Its product is annotated as MLO-like protein 1. The coding region runs from base 235 to 1734 and encodes 499 amino acids. The record is from RefSeq and is a predicted model, not a curated record. Gene Ontology annotation, cellular component: membrane. NCBI's taxonomy places the organism in Eukaryota, Viridiplantae, Streptophyta, Magnoliopsida, Cornales, Cornaceae. The transcript is spliced from 14 exons. Gene Ontology annotation, biological process: defense response.